AUGGCUCAACAUCUAAUCCCCGACAUCGACGAGACCUUGCCCGUUCACGACCCCGAAGCCCUGGACUACCAGGCCUUGUCGCUCGUCAUGGGCCGCGCCUUCAGUCGCUUGGGCCACUGGUACGCGCACCUCAUCUACACCUACGACUACCAGGUGAACAUCCUUCGGACCAAUUGGUCGGAUCCAGGGCUGCGCCACACCGUCCUCGACCUAGUGACGCGCUCGCGAAACCACGGCCUUGAGGUGCUCCAUGGGGACAUCCAGGACUGGGCGGCGGUCUUGUAUCGGAUGGAGCGUGCGCUCGCCGGCAUCUUGACGGAGCUCCUCCUGAACCACGUUACCGAUGACGAGCGCGAGGAUCCGCUCAUGGCCCGGUUCCGUGAGGUGUUCACCACUGGGAACGUCACGGCAGGCACCUCCUUUGCCACCUCCUCCACCUUUUCGGUCGAUAUGGAGAUUCUGCACCAGUUGGAGGCCAUCGGUGAACAGGAACGCGCUCGACAUUCUCGCCGGGCUCGCGCGACGAACCUGAUGAUGUGCAUUGCGCUCGCCAAGCCUAUCCAGAUUCUGCGCAUGAUGAUUCCCCACCCGGCCAAGACCAUGAUGGAGCUCUGGAGCAAUCCGUUCGAGUAUCCGGCGUGGCAGGACCACUGGCCCUGGGGUGGGGAUAGUUUCUUUCCCCCCAGGGACCCGGUGCCACCCCCCACGGAGGCGGAUGCCGCCCCCGUAGCCAGCCAGCGAGCAAUUGGACCGGAUGACAUAUGUCCCAUCUGUCGGGGCGAGUUCCAACCCAAGGACGAGGAGGCGGCGUUGCCUGUCGUCUGGUGCGCGCGCUGCGGGAAUAACUUCCACGGCGCCUGUCUGUCGACCUGGCUGGACAGCGCGGGCUCGUGUCCAAUGUGCUCCUGCUUGUGGCAGACGGGGCGGACUGGGUAG
This is a messenger RNA of Aspergillus aculeatus ATCC 16872, 936 nucleotides long. RefSeq lists its product as uncharacterized. Lineage: Eukaryota; Fungi; Ascomycota; Eurotiomycetes; Eurotiales; Aspergillaceae. The record is from RefSeq and is a predicted model, not a curated record. Gene Ontology annotation, molecular function: ubiquitin protein ligase activity. The transcript has a single exon. The coding region runs from base 1 to 936 and encodes 311 amino acids.